Messenger RNA from Hibiscus syriacus, 828 nucleotides. Its product is annotated as rac-like GTP-binding protein 5. The record is from RefSeq and is a predicted model, not a curated record. Gene Ontology annotation, biological process: small GTPase-mediated signal transduction; cortical cytoskeleton organization; establishment or maintenance of cell polarity. The coding region runs from base 109 to 699 and encodes 196 amino acids. Gene Ontology annotation, cellular component: cytoskeleton; cell cortex; plasma membrane. Gene Ontology annotation, molecular function: protein kinase binding; GTPase activity; GTP binding. NCBI's taxonomy places the organism in Eukaryota, Viridiplantae, Streptophyta, Magnoliopsida, Malvales, Malvaceae. The transcript has 7 exons.
AGAAAAGCUGUGAUUCUGGAAAAAAUAUAAAGAAAACAAAGAAAAAAGAAGUAUAAGGAGAUUAGUUUUCUAUUUUUUUUUCCAUUUUGUUUCGUUCGGCGCUGGAAAAUGAGCGCCUCUAGAUUCAUAAAGUGCGUAACCGUCGGUGAUGGCGCCGUCGGCAAAACCUGCUUGCUGAUUUCCUAUACCAGCAAUACUUUUCCUACGGACUAUGUCCCUACUGUUUUCGACAAUUUCAGUGCAAAUGUUGUUGUGGAUGGCAGCACUGUCAACUUAGGUUUAUGGGAUACUGCAGGUCAGGAGGAUUACAAUAGAUUAAGACCACUGAGCUACCGCGGGGCAGAUGUCUUUAUUCUUACAUUUUCUCUACUCAGCAAGGCCAGUUACGAAAACAUUGCCAAGAAGUGGAUUCCUGAAUUAAAGCAUUAUGCGCCUGGUGUUCCAAUAAUUCUCGUUGGAACCAAGCUUGAUCUCCGAGAUGAUCAGCAAUUCUUAAUAGACCAUCCUAAUGCAGCGCCCAUUUCCACAGCUCAGGGAGAGGAAUUAAGGAAGCAGAUAGGGUCUCCUGCCUACAUUGAGUGUAGUUCAAAAACACAGCAGAAUGUGAAAGCAGUGUUCGAUGCAGCCAUUAAGGUAGUGCUCCAGCCUCCGAAGAAAAACAAGAAGAAAAAGGCACAUGGUGGUUGCUCAAUAUUAUGAUUGACGGAAGAUUUGGUCUUGCCAGCUUCUUGCUGCUUGUAUCUCUAUCACUGUCAGCUUGACAUUCAAGGAAGUAGCGAAGUCAUCAUGUAUAAUCUCUAUAGUUUAAACCGACUUUUUCUUUAAAAA